CCUCGCCGCUUGAUUAGGUUAACCAGUGGCUGUUCUUCCUUUUGUGGAAUCUCUCGAAUCCACUGACCUUCACGACGCGGAAUCAUGCCUCCGAAGUUCGACCCUAGUCAGGUGGUGGAUGUUUUCGUUCGUGUCACCGGAGGUGAGGUUGGAGCAGCCAGUUCUCUCGCUCCGAAGAUUGGUCCUCUCGGUCUUUCUCCUAAGAAGAUUGGAGAAGACAUUGCUAAAGAGACCGCAAAGGAAUGGAAAGGUCUCAGAGUUACUGUAAAGCUCACUGUCCAAAAUCGUCAGGCGAAGGUCUCCGUUGUUCCUUCGGCGGCGGCUUUGGUAAUUAAGGCGUUGAAGGAGCCGGAGCGUGACCGGAAGAAGACUAAGAAUAUCAAGCAUAAUGGCAAUAUUUCUCUUGAUGAUGUGAUUGAGAUUGCUAGGGUUAUGCGGCCUAGAUCGAUGGCUAAGGACCUCUCUGGCUCCGUCAAGGAGAUCCUUGGAACUUGCGUGUCUGUUGGUUGUACUGUUGAUGGCAAGGACCCUAAGGAUCUUCAACAGGAGAUCAAUGAUGGCGACGUUGAAGUGCCCCAAGAUUGAGAGUAAAAGUUUCUUUGGCCAUUACUUUAGCAUGAGAGAUUGAAUUUACCACAACUUUGUUUGAUCAGUUUUGCUAUUUAACAUGAGUUUAGCAUGGUUCUUCUAUCUCUUGUUUAUCUGCGUUUUUUUUGUUGGUUUUUAUUUAAAAAGCUUGAAUUGGAUUAUGGCAAUGAAUAUCAAAGCUUCAUUUCUGUUCAUGGAAACUGGAUAUAAAUUUCAUCUUUAUUGAA
This is a messenger RNA of Cucurbita pepo subsp. pepo (vegetable marrow), 815 nucleotides long. RefSeq names its product large ribosomal subunit protein uL11x. Gene Ontology annotation, molecular function: structural constituent of ribosome; large ribosomal subunit rRNA binding. The record is from RefSeq and is a predicted model, not a curated record. NCBI's taxonomy places the organism in Eukaryota, Viridiplantae, Streptophyta, Magnoliopsida, Cucurbitales, Cucurbitaceae. Gene Ontology annotation, cellular component: cytosolic large ribosomal subunit; ribosome. Gene Ontology annotation, biological process: translation.